CAGCUUCCGGAAUGAUAAGAGAGUAGGACCAAGUUCCGGUGUGUUCCUCGGUCAGGCAAGGAUCCAUUGAAUCUCAAACCGAGGAGCGUUUAUUAUUAUUACAGAGUUACUCAGUCGUUUAUAAAUUAAAUUAAUCUACGUUAAUGUUCGUCUAACACAAUAAAUAAUAUAGGAACAAAAAAACAGCCAUUUCAAGGCAGACCCGUGAAUACAGACAGUUACAGGAGAUUUGGGAUUUCAUUUUCAUAACGCUGUGGCAUUAUCUUACUUGGAUGGAAAAUAAUCGGAUUUAUUUUACGGUUUAGACCGCUGACAUUUGAAAACAAGACCGUGUGCGUGUCGCGUUGUCUUUUCACUAUAUCGUUAAUUACGUUAUCUACAGUUUGCAAUAUUAAUACGAUUUAUAUACACAACCGCCGUGGCGAUAUAGCUUAUACAGCUUACGACAAUAUUCUGCAUCGAGCUGUUUUUAUUUAUCAUUGUAAAUUCGUGUCAGAUGCAAAAUUUAACGAGUUAACUUCAAGCACUCCGAUAAUAAUAAUAAUAAUCCGAAAAUGACGCUGUUCCAUUUUGGAAACUGCCUUGCUCUGGCAUACUUUCCCUAUUUCAUCACCUACAAAUGCAGCGGGCUAUCAGAAUACAAUGCGUCCUGGAGGUGUGUUCAAGCAGGUGCCACGUACCUUUUUGUCCAGCUCUGUAAGAUGCUGUUUCUGGCCACUUUCUUCCCGACGUGGGAGGGAGGCUCUGGGGUUUAUGAUUACGUUGGCGAGUUCAUGAAGGCCACAGUGGACCUGGCUGAUCUGCUGGGGCUGCACCUGGUCAUGUCCUGGAACGCUGGCAAGGGAGAGUACAAGAUCAUGGUGGCGGCGAUGGGCUGGUCCACUGCGGAGCUCAUCAUGUCCAGGUGCAUUCCUCUGUGGGUAGGAGCACGCGGGAUCGAGUUUGAUUGGAGGUACAUUCAGAUGAGCUUCGACUCCAACAUCAGUCUGGUUCACUAUGUUGCCAUGGCGUCUCUGGUGUGGAUGUUCACACGCUAUGACCUGCCCAAGAGUUUCCGGUUGCCUGUGACGGUGCUGCUGGGGGUCUGUGUGUACAAGGCGUUCCUCAUGGAGCUGUUUGUUCACAUGUUUCUGCUGGGCAGCUGGACGGCUCUGCUUGUGAAAGGAGUGCUGACUGGAGCCAUCUCUCUGUGCUCUCUCUUCCUGUUCGUCACCCUGGUGCACAGCAACUGAGCUCACCUAUCUCCUCCUACACCUCCGGGCUGCAGUACCUCCAUACACCACAGGGGGGAGACAGAGCGACACGGAGAGAAAAUCUCAACGUUACCGGAGAGCUGUUGAAGGCGCGACACCCUUUUCUUCAUGAUCUGUAUUUUUUUUUUUUAAAUCAUGUUUAAUUGUAAAAAAAAAGCAAAAAUUGUCUGAGCUUUAAAUUUAAAAAAAUUCUUGUUAAUUCA
Messenger RNA from Acipenser ruthenus (sterlet), 1456 nucleotides. RefSeq names its product BOS complex subunit TMEM147. Lineage: Eukaryota; Metazoa; Chordata; Actinopteri; Acipenseriformes; Acipenseridae. The transcript is spliced from 7 exons. The record is from RefSeq and is a predicted model, not a curated record. Bases 555 to 1232 code for a protein of 225 amino acids.